AUGGCACUUCCUUCGAGACCGACUGACUUCGAUGCCCGAUACAUCCGCCGCCUGGUAGGGACUAAGAUCACUACCUUUUGUGACUUUGAACCCCUGCAACAGCCGUCUGCUCAGCCUGUCUCUUCCUCCACGGCUGCCGUUCUCCCUCUGCGCCCUCCGCCUGGGGCUUCCCCUUCAGUGAUUGGCCGCUCGUUGAUCAUCACGGAGAAGCUAUCGGAGAGUGCUGUUCAUCCCUCACAGCCAGAGGUCGACAUGGGCGUUGGGUCUCCUAUGACAAUUCCUAUCACUGGGACGGAGGACGCUGACCUGGCUACACUAACCCAACAAAUCCAACCUCCAGAGGUGUGUGGUGAACUAGAGGCGUAUAAGGUAUUGAUGAGUCAAUACUGUAGCUCUGUUCCACGAUUUCUUGGUUACUACGAAAAAACUCAAGGGGAACAUGAUCUCGUUCCUGGUGGCUAUGUCAAAUACCUCGUAUGGGAAAAGGUGCCUGGUGAACCUUUUACAGUGAAAUCCUUCUGGAGCUUGGGUCCCCUUGUCCGAGCGGAUAUCCGUGCCAAAUUUCGUACUGCCUUUGAAGACAUGCUGCGUUGCGGUGUGAAACCACAGGAGUCUAGAAUCUCGAAGAUCAUCUAUGACCAGUCCACUGGCAAUGUAUCAUGGCCAAUCCUUGAUGAACUUCAAUGGUCAGACACCCGUUAUGUCGCGUACAUGCUGGCAAACCCACUCGACGAGAGGGACUGGCGUUCUCACCCGGAGAAAUGGCAGUUAUGA
Molecule: messenger RNA, 774 nt
Organism: Penicillium bovifimosum
Lineage: Eukaryota; Fungi; Ascomycota; Eurotiomycetes; Eurotiales; Aspergillaceae
Exons: 4
Coding region: 1-774 (257 amino acids)
Source: RefSeq, a predicted model, not a curated record